AAUUCUACAGCUGUUUCCGAACGAAUAGAUUUGUUUUUCUUGUCGUAAGCAAUUAUUAUCAAAAUGGUUAAACUCGGUCUGUUACUUUGUGUGAUGACAACACCCUUGACAGUUUUAGGUGUGAGCACACAAAUGGGACGUCUAUUCCUCUUUAUUCCGAUAAAAAUGCACGAUGAAGGACAACACCUUGCGAUCUUCUUCUUCACCAUGGCCCAUAACAAAGUGUCGGUUAAAGUCACCUUUCCCUGGUAUAAAGGUGAAGAAGAGCACAUCUCUAAACAACCUGACCACCAGACUGUAGAUGUAGACAGAAUGGGGACUUCUAGUUUGAUGCUACAUCAAGAUUACUACAUCAGAGAAAACUGCGGGCCGAGUUUCACGUACAAGUUUGAGGCCACCGACGACUUUGGCAUCAACGUUUUACUGGAGCAGAAUCAAUAUUCAGUGGACACGUUCACAGCCGUGCCGAUCACGGGCUGGGGGAAAACCUAUUACACCAUGCAACUGGAUGAACAGCAGGCCUUUACGGUAGCUAAUGGCGAGACGGAGAACAAAGUUAGCGUCACCUUUAAGUCCUUAAACAAAGACCACAAAGUGGAUUACAAAGGAAAACAGUACAAAGAUGGAGAAACACUGGAGGUCGAUCUGAAAAAGUUUGAAGGAUUUUCCAUUCAGCUGUGCUGGGACAACCGGGAACAGUGGGUCAGGUAG
Messenger RNA from Physella acuta, 711 nucleotides. RefSeq lists its product as uncharacterized. The record is from RefSeq and is a predicted model, not a curated record. Lineage: Eukaryota; Metazoa; Mollusca; Gastropoda; Physidae.